AUGGCCAGCGCAUUCACACGGCUCUUCUUGCCAUCCCAUCGCAAGAACAACAACAACAACACCAACACCAGCACUCACAGCACCAGCACCAACGCGCGCCGUCACGAUGCAAGCCGCACGCGCUUCCCCACCUCGUCCACCUUCGAUCUGCGCCACUCGAUCCCCGAAGAAUCCGCCUCCGCCACCGACGCCACCUUCCCCGCACUGCCGUCGUCGAGCUCGCUCACGGUACACCAUCUGAACCGGCACGUCUCGCCGCCCAUCACCGAUGCGACGCUCAGGCGCAAGUCGCUCGCGCUCGAGCCGGUGCAUGCCCGCCCUGCAUUGCCGCGCUCGUUCAGCGCGUACGAUGUAACGCUCCCGCCCGAGUCGCAGGCGGAGGAUACGGCAAGCAUACCUACACCGCCAAGCCCCGCGCCAGUGGUAGACGACGAUGACGACCUCGAUACCAACCCGCUGUACCUGCGCUUGUCGGAGCAUGAGGAAUUGCACGCGGACUGGAGCGCAGCGCAGGUAGCGGUGGUGCCGCUCGCUAGGGCGAUUGCGGCGCAUAGCGCCAUUCAGCCACAGGAUCUGGAUGACCCGGCCUACAUAGCUCUGCAUGCUUUCGCGCCGUCCAAGCUGUACAAGCAUCAGUUUGUCUCGGUCCGCUCCGUGCGAUCAUCCGCUACCCACCAGGUUGCAGGACAGUACGAUUGGAGUAGUACGACGCUUACUGCCACGCUCGAUGCGGAUCGGCAAUCCAUCACCAUCGUCGAGUCGCCCGCCGCAGCCACGCGCACCGUCGCCAUCCUGGGCGAAACGACCAUCUAUCGCUCCACACCCACCGCCAAGGUGCGUGUCUUUUCGGUCGAUUUGCCCGUCGUCCAUCGCCAGCCUGCCACCAACGCUGCCCCAGUUCAACCGGACGAGCAGCCGGACGAGGCGGACCAGAGUGUGUCGGAGCUCAUCCUGCGGCACGUUGCGGCGGAGCGCGUGUUUGCAGCCGACCUGGUGCUGCUCGCGCAUCCGCGCACGUCGUCGGUGCGGCUCGACGCUGCGCUCUCCGCGGCAUUCAGCGUGCUAGUUGCAGCCGCACACCAGUUCACCGCGUCGUUCGUCUACGUGCGCGGCUUCGACAGCUACAACGCGCACCGCAUCCGGCGCGGCAUCUGGUUCAAGGCAUGGAAGGCGUUCGAGGAGCGGCUUGGCAGUGAGCAUGUGGCGAGGUUGGGGGUGGAGCCGUUUCACCGCAUCAAGUCGGUGCUCGAAAGCGUCACCAUGGGUCUUGUGCACACCAAGAUGUACGGACCCAUACAGGAUCAGCUGCUGGAUGCGGAUUUGGUCACGGAUGAUGUGCUCGCCGCGUGUGCGGCAGCCAAUCUGAGCAUGGCGGAUUUGGGCGUGCAGAACGCUGCGCUGCGUUGUAGGGCUGAUCGUCUCACGCGUGCGGUGGAGGUGCUCGCGACGGGGUUGGCCGACGAUGGAGGGUGCGAGGUGGACGAUGCAGUGGCUACGGCGGAUGUCGAUGCACUGCGUGCGUUGGCGGUGCAGGGUGCACCGACGGUGCGGAUACACAGUGAUCUUGGGAUUGCGGCAACGCAGGGGGUUUCGUUGCAUCGACGUACGCCGUUGCAGAUCCUCCAGACUCUGCGUGCGGUGAUUGACGAGGUCGGAUGGGCGGCCGAACGUGCCUCAUCCCGCGGUGAUGCACCGCCGUUGGGGACGGACGAUUUGCUGCCCAUCCUGAGCUAUGUGUUUGUGCGCGCGCGUCCGUCGCGAUUGUGUAGCAUGCUCUACUACGCGCGCGCCUUUACGCUUACCGAUACCGCCACCGCCCCGGCACUGCAAUGGGCACUCGUCACGUGCGAUGCCGUCGUAGCAUACCUGCGCACCGAUCCCUUCCGGCUUGUUCGACGACGCUCCAGUGCAGGCACCGAGUCGGUACGCAAAUCCACCUCCAACACGGGAGAUGCGCUGUUGCGCUCGUUGUCGUCCCGAUCGCAGGCUUCAACUCUGAUGGUGGGAGCAGGUAUGGCUCGUUCACCAUCCGGUCCUUCGGGGUCCGUAGCUUCACCACCACCCUCUCCGCGAUCACCCUAUCCCCCAGAAGACGAGGAGGAGUUCAAGAUGCCUGGAUGGCCAGCUUCUCGACGCAAUAGUCGAAUACUUGGUCGACCCGCAUCGGUAUUCUCGCUCGAAGACGAUGAAUCGCUGGAACUCGGUCGAGGUGGGCGGGAGCGCACACUGUCGUCGAGCAGUGGGGCGGAAGUGCAGAUUCGUCCUCAGAUCGUUCGGACCAUCAAACGCGGUAGUGUGAGUGCGCGCUUGGAGCGCUCGGGAAGUAGCGGUAGCACGGGUGUUCAGGUUAGGGUGGUUGGAUCACCCCAGCUCAAGGACCGAGACGAGAGACGCAAAAGCGUGGAUUCGUGGAGCUUUGCACUCUUCCCACGCCGUCCCCAAGCUGGUGGCGAGGUGGACGAUGUCAAUUGCCAACCCAACGGCGUCGAAGUGCCGCACCAACCCUCAAGCAAGCGCACCGACGAAAGAUGGGCAAAGUUGGUCAGUAGCACAGUCCUGCCACCCCAGGUGGACACGAGUGCGACCAGUGCAGCUGUCUCGCCGCCGUCGUUGGCGUCUAUGCAUGCGCUCAGAGCGAGCAUCUCCAAACCAGCAUAA
Moesziomyces antarcticus is the source of this 2658-nucleotide messenger RNA. RefSeq lists its product as uncharacterized. Gene Ontology annotation, cellular component: early endosome; transport vesicle; late endosome. The transcript has a single exon. Bases 1 to 2658 code for a protein of 885 amino acids. Gene Ontology annotation, biological process: early endosome to late endosome transport. The record is from RefSeq and is a predicted model, not a curated record. Lineage: Eukaryota; Fungi; Basidiomycota; Ustilaginomycetes; Ustilaginales; Ustilaginaceae. Gene Ontology annotation, molecular function: guanyl-nucleotide exchange factor activity; SNARE binding.